AAAUGGGAGCCUCAAUGACCCUGAGAUCACAACCUGAGCCAAAAUCAGGAGUCAGACCUUUAACUGAUUGCGCCAUCCUGGUGCCCCUCUUCCUGGUUUUUGGUCAUGAAAUAUUUUAAUAUUUUUUUGUAUGACAUCACAGUGAUAGAAGAUGGUAGGAGUUUGAGUUAGUUUUGUUUUGCUUUAAUUCUUUUAAGAGUCCUUAGUUGGCAUAAGAAAUUGUUAAUUGCUAGGAUUGAUUUUGAAAUUGUGGAGUUGGAGUUUCUUUAUAGGAGCCCUGGGCGGGUAGUUGUAGAACUGUGACUCAGCGGUGACUCCCGCUCUCUGCCUCUGGGACUUCAGUUAUCUCAUCUGAAGGGUGUCCCCCGGGGCAGGUGACCAGGCAUUGAUGCACCCCCAGGGAGGCCACGCGCUCAAGGAGGCCACCCCCGCUGGCUGCUGCUCACAUGGUUUCUGGGCCUCUGGCACUCCGGUGGUACGCGUGGGCGGGGCGUGGGGACAUGGGGCCCGACAUGGAGCUGCCCAGCCACUCCAAGCAGCUCCUGCUGCAGCUGAACCAGCAGAGGACGAAGGGUUUCCUGUGUGAUGUCAUCAUCAUGGUGGAGAACUCCAUCUUCCGCGCCCACAAGAAUGUCCUGGCCGCCAGCAGCAUCUACUUCAAGUCUCUGGUCCUGCAUGACAACCUCAUCAACCUGGACACAGACAUGGUCAGCUCCACGGUGUUCCAGCAGAUUCUGGACUUCAUCUACACGGGCAAGCUGCUGCCCAGCGACCAGCCGGCUGAGCCCAACUUCAGCACUCUACUCACUGCCGCCAGCUACCUCCAGCUGCCCGAGUUGGCAGCGCUCUGCCGCCGUAAACUCAAGCGAGCCGGCAAGCCCUUCGGCUCUGGACGGGUGGGCGCCUCUGGCAUAGGAAGGCCACCCCGCAACCAGCGGCUGUCCACGGCCUCUGUCAUCCAGGCACGGUAUCCAGCGCUUGUGGACGGACGCAAGGGGGCCCACGCCCCCCAGGAGCUCCCCCAGGCCAAAGGCUCUGAUGAUGAGCUCUUCCUCGGAGGCUCCAGCCAGGAGGGUGUCCAUGGCCUGGGCCGGGCCGUCUGUUCAGCCAGCGGGGAGGCCGGCUUGGGCAGCUGCAGCACCAAUGGGAGCAGUGGGGGCUGUGAGCAGGAGCUGGGCCUGGACCUGUCCAAGAAGAGCCCACCCCUGCCCCCUGCCACCCCUGGUCCUCCCCUGACCCCUGACGACCCGGCCCAGCUGAGUGACAGUCAGCAUGGCUCGCCCCUCUCAGCCUCCGCCCCUCCUGUUGCCAAUAGUGCCUCUUACGCUGAGCUGGGGGGCACCCCUAAUGAGCCCAUGGAUCUGGAGGGGGCCGAGGACAGCCACCUGAGCCUGCUGGAGGGGCCUGGUGGGCAGCCCCGGAAGAGCCUACGGCACUCGGCCCGCAAGAAGGAGUGGACCAAGAAGGAGCCCAGGGUGGGGUCCCCCUUUGAGCGGAGGGAAGCAGGGCCCAAGGGCCCCUGCCCGGGGGAAGAGGGCGAGGGGCUAGGGGACAGGGUUCCCAAUGGCAUCCUGGCCAGCAGCGUUGGAGGGGGCGGUCCCAGUGGGCCCUACACAGAGCCCCCAUACCCCUGCAAGGAGGAGGAAGAGAACGGCAAGGAUGGGAGUGAGGACAGUGGGCAGAGCGGGAGUGAGGGGGGCAGUGGCCAUGCUGGCACGCACUACAUGUACCGGCAGGAGGGCUACGAGACCGUGUCCUAUGGGGACAACCUAUAUGUGUGCAUCCCCUGCGCCAAAGGCUUCCCCAGCUCCGAGCAGCUCAAUGCCCAUGUGGAGACACACACGGAGGAGGAGCUGUUCAUCAAGGAGGAGGGUGCCUACGAGACGGGCAGUGGGGGUGCUGAGGAGGAGGCCGAGGACCUCUCGGCACCCAGCGCGGCCUAUGCGGCCGAGCCCCGGCCCUUCAAGUGCUCGGUGUGUGAGAAGACCUACAAGGACCCGGCCACGCUGCGGCAGCACGAGAAGACGCACUGGCUGACGCGGCCCUUCCCCUGCAACAUCUGCGGCAAGAUGUUCACGCAGCGCGGCACCAUGACGCGCCACAUGCGCAGCCACCUGGGCCUCAAGCCGUUCGCCUGUGAUGAGUGCGGCAUGCGCUUCACGCGCCAGUACCGCCUCACCGAGCACAUGCGUGUGCACUCGGGUGAGAAGCCCUACGAGUGCCAGCUCUGUGGGGGCAAAUUCACCCAGCAGCGCAACCUCAUCAGCCACCUGCGCAUGCACACCUCCCCCUCCUAGAAGCCAAAGACCCUUCUCCCCGGCCUGAGGCUGCCCUCCACAGACCUGCCCUCGGGAGCCCACCGAAGGAAGGAAGACGCGUGGAGGCCGGGCGGGAGGGGCUGGGACCCCCCAAGUCCCGUGGGGAUGGCUCCUGGUGGCACCCGCAGCCAGCCCCCCCCCACACCCAGAGCUUUAAUGGACAGUCUGUACAAGGGCAGCGAGAGGAGGGAAGCCGAUGGGCCCGAGUUCCGAGUGCGCAUUGCUGGCAUGCAGUCUACCUCCCGAUUCCACCCCGGCUCCCCGGGAGGGCCGCUGCAGAGUCUGGGGGAGUGGGUCACAGGGGUCUCGCUGGGACCUGGCCCCCUUCCCGCAGGCCGGGUCCGAGCAGGGGGCCGUGGGGCCUCCCUCCGCUGGGGAGGAGCAGGGCUGUCCUGUGGCCAGGGGCGCUGUCUGUGUGCGUGCACGAGUGCUUGUCUGUGUGCGGGCCACCCUGGCUCUUUGGGGAGUGGUGCUGGAGGGAACGGGACAGAGCCCUCCUUCCUUGAGCCAGGGGUCACUGCUCACUGGCGCUGGGACAGUCAGGGGGCCCCCGCCACCUACCUCUCCACAGCUAAAGAGCCCUCUGGGCCUAUGUUGCUGUUAUUCCUACUGAUCUGUUCCUUUUUUCUUUUUGAAUUUUGUUUUUUAAACCAAAACCAACAAGAGUUUAUUUUCCUCCCGGCCCCUUGGGGCUGAGCCUGGGUCUGCAGACUGAAUGUACAGGGGCAGCUGCCCCUCCCGCCCCCUGCCCGGCUGCGGGCUGAGGGGCGCCCACCCCUCCAGGCCCCAGAAGCCCUUCUUGGCCAAAGGCUUCCCUGGGCCCCGAGCCCUGCCUCGGCUGCCUCAGGAGAGAGAGUGAUUUUCCUAUAGUUUCUGAGGAAUAUUCUUUGUUUAGAGGUACUUCUUUUUUAUUAAGAGAAAAACCAGUGUAACAUUUAUGUGAAUGUUGGAACUGGAAGGUCUGGGAUUUGUGGGGGGAGGGGGGGAGGCUGGAUUCGAUGCCAGAGCCGUCGGUACUCUUCUUUAUCAUUUUGUGUGUGUGUGUGUGUGUGUGUGUGUAUGUAUGUAUGUAUGUAGUGUGUGUGGCGCAUGUGGACAGAUAUCGAGCUUUCCUUCCUUCCUUACCGAUAAAGGUGGAGAGAUUUCUGACCUUUUGCUACCUCUUGAACCCACAAGAAGCAGUAUGUUGGUGGCUGGCAGCUGAGGCCAUGACACUUGUUUUCCUCCUGUUAGUGCGCACAGGAAGACAUGCGUUUGAGUGAGCUGGGCUUACCCUCCUGGGCACCCCCCGCCCAUCUCCACUCCCACCCCCAGCGCUCUCAGAGAAGGGCUCUGCUCCCUGGAGCAUACCACUUGCCGUGUCCACCCUGUGGGUGUUCUGAGUGUGUUGCUGUGCAUCAGGGAGCCUGUGUGUGCCCCUGAUCUGGGCCUGGGGGGCGGGGGGGAUGCUCCAGCCACGUGGGAGAGUGGGCCGUGGGCCUCACCGCUGGAGCCAGCUACUUGGAGCUCCCUUGCUGGGGCCAGGAUGAAGUGGAAGUGAGCCCCCCCAUCCUGUCCCUUGGGAGAGCAGCAGGCCAGUGCAGAGGCAUGGAGGGACACUGACCAAAGUGAUGUAAACCCCCACCCCCCACCCCAGGGGACAGGGGGGAGGCCUGCCCUGCUUUGGCACCUUCUUGGGGCGGUCCUGGCUGCUCCGGCAAGAGGCUGGAUGCCAUUAGUUGGCUAAGCCCUGUCUGGGGUCCCCACCCCUCACCCCUCAACGUGGGGUUUCUCUCUCAGCCUCAGGACCCUUCUGUGGGCCAGGGGUCAGGCUCACAAGCCAGACCAAGGUCUCUGUGGUUGGCCCCACUAUCUUUGGCUGACUGGGGCCACAUGGCUGGGCCAGCAGCUGAAUCUUCAUUUUGCUUCAUGCUUUUCUUUUCUUUCUUUCUUUUUUUUUUCCCUUUCUACUCUUAAGUUCAGACCAAAAAAUUUCCAGAGUCAUCCUUUACCCUCACCCCUCCAGAGACCCUCCAGCUGAAAACAGCCUGAGUUUAGGGACCCAGAUGGUGCAGGGUGUGUUUUGCAAGUGAGGGCUCCUGGCUGAGCCCAUCUCAAGGUGCCCCAAGCCCCAAGUUGGGUCUUACUCCCUCUGGGUGGGAAGGGAGCACUGGACCCAGGGUCUCGUGUUCCCAGAAGUCAGGUGGCGGGGUGGGCAGGGUUCUUUCCAGGUCUCUGCCCUCCCGACCCCACCUCACUCCGUCAGCACUUAAGCCACAUGACACAAAGUCUGUACAGCACGGGAGUUGUACGCAUGCCUGUGUGUGGCCUCUUGGGCCAUGGGCGGCUGCAUCUGUGAGGUGACCCGUGAGAGCAGGUGAUUGAUUUGCAGAGCUUCAGGGACUGGGCGCAAAGGCCCCUCACUCAACGACGUUCGUGCGACAUAGUAUUGUAUCCAUCUGAGUAUUGUAUCGAGCCUUUUCUGUAUUUUAACAAGAAAGCAAAACACUAGUUUCCUAUUUAAGAUUUUAAGGGUUUGUGGGGAGGGGUGGGACUGAUUAACACAACACUUGGUUUUGUUUUCUUUUUCCUUUGAUUUCAUGUGGAGUGUGUGCUUGGGAGUGUGUGCGUGGACAUGUGUUAAGAGCCUCACAAGGAAAUUAGGCCGUUGGAGGCCAAGGGCGGCUUACAGUUCUCUGCUUUAGUCACUUAAUUCCUGAAUGUUUCGGAGAAACAGGAAACAGAAAAUAGCAGAUGUCAUGUAGGAAAGAGGAUAAACAAAACAAAAAAAAAAAAAAAAAAAGAAAGAAAGAAAAAAAAAAAAGCUCAUACCCAAAUUCACAAAACCUAUUUUUUAAACCAAAGCACAUUUUGAAUGAGUAUGGAACCUCAAUGGGCUCAGAAAAAAAGAUACUAAUAUAUUUAUCUCAUUGUUUACAUAAACUUUUACAGUUUCAGACCUCAGCAGCUGUAAGGCCAGUCCCAGUGAAUCCCCACCUUCCGCUGGAGGCCCUUCUGAGUCGGCUCAUGGGCAGAGGGGCUGCUGUGGGGCUGGCGCUGGCAUGGAGCCCCCCGCCGGAUUUACCUGAGCCCUCCUCCCCAGCCCCGGGCCUCUCAAAGCCCAGCUGGCACCAAAGAGCUUGGGCCGGUGCUGACCGGUCUCCAGGCCUCCUGGCCGGACUGUGGAGGUCCUGGCCAGCUGGCAUAGCACGGGGUGGCCGUCGGCUCUGGCCUCAGGACCUGAGUCUGGGCUAGGGCCCUGGGUGGAGGGUCACCCCCCACCUCCCCCACUCUGCCUGCGACCCUCUGGGGUGGGUUGAUGUGAGGGUCCCUAUCAAGCCAAAAAGCCCCGGGACCUUUGCACAGCUCCGUGGACUCCAGUGGGUCCCCACUCCCAGGGGACACCCUACCCCCACCCAGCAGUGGGGGUGGGGGCGGGCUUACUGGGCUGGUCCUUACCAACACAGACGGUGCAAACACUCUGAACAGUGUUGUUUUUGUAUCAAUAUGUUUGUGCAGUGAUGAAUGUAUUUAUUUCUCAGACUUGGGGUGAGUGAGCGGCUGGCUCCGCCACCGCUCGCUCCUGCCAGACCGAGCCACCUCAAGGGCUCCUCCAGGAUUGCAAAAAAGGUAAAAAAGAAAAGACGAACCUUUAAGCAAAUAAGAAUCUCAGAGACUCGCAGCAUAGCCAUACACCUGUGAAAUGAACAAUCUGGAUGCAGACGGACUUUGGAACCUCACGCAGCCAUGUGUGUAUUUCCUGUUCGUCACCACUCGGGGGAGCUGGGCUGUCCCGCUGUACCCCCAUCCCCACCCUGUCAGUAUUCACUGGACUGGCCCACGUGCAGGAGUGCGAUCUGGGCUGGGCUGGCUGGUCAGGCAGACCCUACUGCCCUCCCCACAGCUGUCCUUGAAUGGGGGAGGCCUGGGCAGCCAGGAGGGCAGGGCUCAGGGAAGAGUUGGCUGCAUCCGUCCGCCCCCUAGGAAGGGGGGCAGAAGCAGAGGCACUAGGCCUCCAAAGAACAGACAAGGGAUCUAAGCCCUGCUGUGCCCCUCAAAGGGACCAAGGCCCUUGCUCUUCCCCAGAGUCACACUGGGGCAGAUGUUACUGAACCUGUGAAUCCAAUGCCAGGAGUGAUGGGGUGGAGAGGGACCUAACCGGAGCCUCAGUGUGACAUUCCAGUCGGGGGGUGGAUGUGCGCUGUGGGAAUUGAGGCUGCCCAGGACCCCCUUCCUAGGACCCCUCCCCUCCCACCCAGCUUCAGUCACCACUUUAAUUUUUCUACCGAGAACCCGUCCCCCUACCUCACCUUGCUAUUUAUUGCUGUAAUUUAUUGACCUCAAAAAUGCUGCAUAACAGACCUCACUUGGGGCAGGGAGGAUCCCCAGGGCUCCCCCCCUCCACUUGGCGGGGCCCCGUGGGGCCAGGUGCUGAGGGGAACCUCUCUGUAUCCCGCCCAUCACUUGUUUUCCCCCUUCCCCCUUGAGGGGACCCCAGGUUGGGCACCUGCCCAUUCACAAAUACCUCGAGGGGGAGGGAUGGGAUUAUAGCUGUUUUGUUUAAUCAAAACUGGAAGAGGGAUCACGACCUACUCUCUUCCCUUCCCAGAAGGGGGAGGGACACCGUGAUCGCACUCCUGUACUGGCCACCGCCGCUGUCAGUCAUCACAUCGAGCUCACUUCCUUUGAGAGUUUGGAUAAAUUCAGGUCAGAGCUGCAGGUAUGCAGCCCUCAAGUGUCAUAGAAAAGCAAUUCACCGACGACUGAUCUCUCCAUUCAGAAGCGUGCAGUCUUAAUGUACAGUGAUGAGAAACUGUUAUUUUAUGAUCUUUUCAUUAAAAGCUUGAUUGAAAACU
Lutra lutra (Eurasian river otter) is the source of this 7153-nucleotide messenger RNA. It is a transcript of the gene HIC2, whose product is annotated as HIC ZBTB transcriptional repressor 2. Bases 447 to 2297 code for a protein of 616 amino acids. The record is from RefSeq and is a predicted model, not a curated record. Gene Ontology annotation, cellular component: nucleus. The transcript is spliced from 3 exons. Lineage: Eukaryota; Metazoa; Chordata; Mammalia; Carnivora; Mustelidae. Gene Ontology annotation, molecular function: RNA polymerase II cis-regulatory region sequence-specific DNA binding; protein binding; DNA-binding transcription factor activity, RNA polymerase II-specific. Gene Ontology annotation, biological process: regulation of transcription by RNA polymerase II.